Messenger RNA from Acinonyx jubatus (cheetah), 6409 nucleotides. RefSeq names its product KLF transcription factor 3 (gene KLF3). The record is from RefSeq and is a predicted model, not a curated record. Gene Ontology annotation, molecular function: DNA-binding transcription factor activity, RNA polymerase II-specific; RNA polymerase II cis-regulatory region sequence-specific DNA binding. Gene Ontology annotation, biological process: regulation of transcription by RNA polymerase II. Lineage: Eukaryota; Metazoa; Chordata; Mammalia; Carnivora; Felidae. The coding region runs from base 1541 to 2578 and encodes 345 amino acids. The transcript is spliced from 6 exons.
GCGCCUGGACCCACUCUGCACGCCCUGGGGGUCCCUUUGGAGGAAGGUUUGUGAGCUUGGGUGAGAAGAGGGCUUUGAGAACUGUCAGGAGCAAGUAGCAAGAUCAGGACGAAUUGGAGGGACCAAGGGUCGCGGUGGGGAGACCAGUGGAGGGAAAAUCCAGUAACACAGUCUUGAGGCACUGAGGGCCUGGCUCCCAGUGGCAGUAGUAGGGAAUGGAAAGACAAGUUGGUGAGGAAGAAGACUUGAAAGAUGACCUCUAGGUUUCCAUGGUGAAUGACCAGAAAAUAACGCAAAUGGGUUGGGGGGUGGGGUGGGUGGGGGGCUGCAAGCAGCCUUUCUGAGGCAGGAGCAAGGAGAAGGAGGAUUUGGGUUGGGGACAUGUUGAAUUAAUUCUCUCACAUAGCAGUGGUUCGAAAUGCCUUCCUCUCUUCUCUUUUGUUUACUUUUGAAGCUUAAGGGCAGUAUUAGCUCACGGUUUCACAUCCAGAGGCUUGGUGGCUCUGAGAGGUAAAAUUUUUAAUGGAGGCUCCUCAGGAGCUGAGGGAAUUACCACCACCCUGACAAUUCUUUCUGGUUAUUUUUAAGGUUCCAGCCAUCCCUGCUCAGGCCGGAAUUUCCAGGAACUGGCUGCUGACGGGAGCCAGCUGGCCCCUCCCAGCCUCCCACUGCCUCCCGGGUGGGGCCCCAUGGGUGGAGGCCCCUUGGGGUAGAGUGGGGUGGGUGUCCAGUGAUAGGGCACCAGUGGGAGGCAGUGUGGCCUCACGCAGCCCGUCUGGGUUUGAUUAUAUAACGCUUCACAGAAGAGAAUUGUGAGGGCUGAGCCUAGCCUCGUAAGAUACGUACACUGAAGGAUUGAUUAUUACACAUCAUGGGCAUUUUUCAGUAAACUAAAACACAGAAUUGUCUGAGAGCAUAAAGAAGGAAAACAGCUGUGUAACCUUAGUAGGCAGAAUGAUUUGCAUUUGCGAGAAAAUUUCUUUAAGAAAGGUGUGGAAUGCUACUAACCAGGUAGCCUUGAACUUGAGAGUUUACCUGAAGGAUAUGGGUUUGGGUUUCCCAGCUCCCACCCCUGCUUCGCCGGGCCUCGGUCUAGAAAUGUGUAGGGAUUUUGCUUGGUUGUUACCUUUGCACCUGUCCCUAUUUACAUGCAAAAUCAAUUGCUUCACUCGGUCUUUCCGAAGUACAGGGUGUGGACAGAAUCUUAUCUGAAGCCAUGUCCUGUUUGGACAAGUCGAACUCGCCUUGGCAACGCUCCAUAGGGUGGAGCAAAUGGGUGGAGGCAGGAAAGUAAAAUUGGGUGGCUUGUUAGCAGAGAGAGGAGAGAGGGCGGAUUGUUUGCUCACUGGAUCAUUAUAUUUAAUCUAAAACUAAAUAAUUAACUUCUUUCCCAUUUACAAAACAUUUUGAUGCAGAAUAGCUAAAUCUAAUUUGUGAGGGGCAAAGAUUUAGAAACACUCCAUGGAAUUUUUUCCUUUCAAACCAACAAUAGAAGACAAAGGCCAAACACCAGAGCACCCUAGAAAGCUUAACUAAGAGAAUGCUCAUGUUUGACCCAGUCCCUGUCAAGCAAGAGGCCAUGGACCCUGUCUCCGUGUCAUACCCAUCUAAUUACAUGGAGUCAAUGAAGCCCAACAAGUACGGAGUCAUCUACUCCACGCCGUUACCUGAUAAGUUCUUCCAGACCCCGGAGGCCCUGUCUCACGGGAUGCAGAUGGAGCCAGUGGACCUGACCGUGAACAAGCGGAGUUCGCCGCCCUCUGCGGGGAAUUCUCCUUCCUCACUGAAGUUCCAGCCCUCGCACCGGAGAGCCUCGCCUGGCCUGAGCAUGCCUUCUUCCAGCCCACCGAUGAAGAAGUACUCGCCGCCUCCCCCGGGCGUGCAGCCCUUCGGCGUGCCGCUGUCCAUGCCCCCGGUGAUGGCCGCCGCCCUGUCCCGGCACGGCAUCCGCAGCCCCGGGAUCCUGCCCGUCAUCCAGCCCGUCGUGGUGCAGCCGGUCCCCUUCAUGUACACCAGCCACCUCCAGCAGCCGCUCAUGGUCUCCUUGUCGGAGGAGAUGGAAAACUCAAAUAGCAGCAUGCAAGUACCUGUAAUUGAAUCCUAUGAGAAGCCUAUAUUACAGAAAAAAAUUAAAAUAGAACCUGGGAUUGAACCACAGAGGACAGAUUAUUAUCCUGAAGAAAUGUCACCCCCUUUAAUGAACUCAGUGUCCCCCCCGCAAGCACUGUUGCAAGAGAAUCACCCUUCAGUCAUAGUGCAACCGGGGAAGAGACCUUUACCUGUGGAAUCUCCGGACACCCAGAGGAAGCGGAGGAUACACAGGUGUGACUAUGACGGAUGCAACAAGGUGUAUACUAAAAGCUCCCACUUGAAAGCGCACAGAAGAACACACACAGGAGAAAAACCCUACAAAUGUACUUGGGAAGGAUGCACAUGGAAGUUUGCUCGGUCUGAUGAACUAACAAGACAUUUCCGAAAACACACUGGAAUCAAACCUUUCCAGUGCCCAGACUGUGACCGAAGCUUCUCCCGUUCUGACCACCUUGCCCUACAUAGGAAACGCCACAUGCUAGUUUGAAUGCCUCCGUCCCCUGCCUCAACGUGGCUCCCCGUUCUCCCGGCUCUCUCUCUCUGUCCUCCUUCCCAUUAUCUAACUCAUUUUUUACAUGUACGUUUUAAUUUUGAUUCAGCUGGCCUGAAUCUCUGAAUUUAUAUCAUUCAAGCUUCCAUAUGGUCAGUAGUAGAUAUUCUCUAAUCCUCCUCUCCUUACCACGGGUCAGACCUAAAGAAUGUGAACACUUUUUUUUUUUUUUUUUUUUUUUUUCCGGGGAUGCUAAGCAAACCCUUCUUACAGAUACGUUUAAUGUAAUGAGAACAAGGGAACAUGUAAACUUAAAAUAACCAAUUGUCGGUUCCUCCAUGUAUUUCUCAAAAGAAUGUCAAAGUAAAUGUAUUAGAAAUACAGUAUCCAGCCUGCUAGUCCUUGCCAGGGACGUUCAUACCUCUGUGCCCUGUGAUCGUAUUUUGUGCUCGCCAGCAAGAAGGGUGGACCCUUUCCUCAGAUUAACUAGAAGUGCAGCAAGAUUUCAGGUAGGACAGUCAACUCGUCCAUUGUCCUUCACAAAUCCUGCUUGUCAACUUGGAUAUUUCACUUCAUCUAAAUUAAGUCCCUUACACUCCUUUGUGCCUGCAGCUAGUAAGGAGGCCUCUCCACCCCUGGAGGUGAGCCAGAGUUGCUGAUUUAGUUCGGUGAUGUCUGCCAGUUAAAGGCUGGAUGCUAUACUUGGAUGGCACAGAGCCUGAACGAAGGGGCAUUCAUCAGGGGAGAAGCAGCGGGGGCAAAGGAGGAAGCCGGCCAUUCCUCCUGGGCUGGGGCUUUUCGUUCAGUGAGGUUUCAUCGUGUGGUUAGCUGUGCAGUGCUCUCCCAGAGCGGCCGUCUCUGUGUUUGGCUGUGCAGAAGCAGAGCCAGAUGCUGAUGGGGUUGUCCGUGCACCUGUCUCCAUUCCUCUGAUGUCCUUAAUGUGGAUCAUCAAGCAUUUGAUAGUAGGGACACAAAAAUAUUUGCCCAGUAAUGGUAAGAAAAAUCUUUCAGAUAAGAGUAUGGAUGAUGGCCUUUCUUUUACCCAACCUACUCACAGGGUUUUUUGCAAACAGGGAAAACAUUGAGCAGUAACUGUAUUCCCAUAUCAAAUGAAUCAUACGGCUUUUAUACAGAAGCUCUUCUGUGUGAACUGUAAGGUGCCAAGGUGGCCGUCAUUUGUGUUUGUGAUACAUAUCAUAAAUAAGGAUCUGCUAAUGCUGUAGUAGAUUCAUUCAAUUUGAGACCCGAGUGACACUAUUUGUAAAUAUACCUAGUUGUGAAGCACACAUACCUUCAUUCGGGGGACAGAUUUCUGAAAAAUAAAGAAAACCACAGUUCAGGGAUUCGCAUAUUAAUAGCUCAAAAAUUCCCAAGCAUUUACUGUUAAGGAGCUGGAAAUCAAUCAUUGUCAAGUAUCCCGUCAGAAGAAGCUGAAAAUGACUCGUGUUUAUGUUAAAGAUAAAUAGCGCCAUUAUUUGGGGGAAGUUUUUUGUUUUUGUUUUUGUUUUCAAAAGCUGGCUUUUGAGCACCAUAGUCUAAAUGCCAAUAAAAAUAAUUCAUGCAUAGAAAUGUCAUUGGUCCUCAAUUUGAAGAAAGUGGGCGACGGUGGUCAAGUGUGGGUGCAUACAACGAAAUGCGCCUUCACCCCUCGAUAAAGGAUGGAAGAGAAGAGAGAAUGGAAUCCUGAAGAUUCAGCCCAGGCGCGACUCAGGAUCCAACACAACCUUAACUGGGAGGAAUACAUUGUUCAACUGUUUUUAAAACAUCAGUGAAUGAGUGAUUCUGGAGGCCUGCAAAUCAUGUGGGGAGCUUACUUUGACGGCGCUAUGUUAAUAAAAGUUAGUUGUAGGGACUGUGCACCUAAGAGAUCCCACUCAUCAGCCCUCUGAACCAGCUGAAAGGAAAUGUGGAGAGACACAAAGUAAUUUGUUACCUUCUUGGCACUUGGUUGUGAUUCUCUCUCUCUCUCUUUUUUUUUUUGUAAGCACUGCAGAAUUUGUUUAGAAUAUUAAAACAUCCUAAUUGGGCUUUUUUUUUGUUUGUUUGUGUUGUUGCAACUAUGACAUGAAUUGAAAGAUAAAAAUGGCUCUUGGGAAAGUAGGUAUUGUCUGUACUGUAAAUGCUUUGUCACAUUCAUGCCAAAGUGUUUGUUUCUAGCAGUGAUUCUUAUACAACACACUGAAGAAUCAAGUUGGAAUGCAAGGAACUUUUUUGUUUAAUGGAGAUAGCCAGAUUAUGUGUUCCAACCCAUAUAGAAGGUAGGGGGAAAAAAGGCAAGAAAGGGUAGAGUCGAUCAUCUUUGAAUAAUUAGCUUUGAGUGUGAGAGUCCAGUUAAUAGAAAGCUUCAUAGGUUCUCAUGAAAUUUGAUGUGUUUGUUAUGGCAUAUUUAAAUUUUGUUGAAAAGAGCAAGCAAGACCCUGCAAAGACUAUUACAUGACUAUUCAGCUUGCUUAGAUUGUGGUAACAGUUCAUUAACAGAUCCAUUUUAACUCUGAAAGAAAAGGCAACCCAGAGAAGCCAUUCUCUGUUCCCAUGCUGGUCUGCAUACUUUAGUUACCAAUUGGCUCUUAACCAAAUUUUUCUUUUUUUAUAUAUAUAUUUGUAUUUACUAUGAUAGUUGAGAAAUUUAGUCUCUUAGACAUUUUUAGCUGUUAUCGUGGAAGACCUCAAAUACAGGAUAAGAUGCCCUUCAACAUGUGGUUUUAAUGAUGUGCCAUGUUACUAUCAAAGGUGGUUUUAAUUGCAAUAUUUUAAAUUGAUGCGAAUGAUCUGUAAACAUGAGGUUAGUGUUGUAUAAAUUCUGUUAGAGUUUCUUUUGAUUAUUGUCCAAGUGUCGUCUUGGGGAAGUCAGAAAGUUUAAGGCUGAAUCCAUCAUAUUUUAGAGUUCUAAAAUGUGAAUCUACACCAUAAAUGGGCAUUAACAUUCUAAAUCACCUGGUAUGGAGAAUGUGUUAGCAUAGCUGUGUUCAACUAAGGAAAUGCUAAAUACGUGGAAGUUUCAAGAGCCUUGGAACAGAUUUAUAGGGAACUGUAGAUGUAAAUGUAUAUUUUAUUAAACACCCAUCUGCACUAUCAGUGUUGCACUAAUGUGGAAUUUGAAAGACUUUAUUGCUGAUACUGUAUAUCUGCACGUCAUUCCUGAUUAGAUUGUUUUAAAGACAAUCUCAAAGAUCUAAGAUUUUAAAAUAAUUCGGUUUGAAAAUAUACAGUCAUCUUGAAGGAAUUGCUGUUAUACAUGAAGUUGCUCAGCGUUGUCUUUAUUCUCUUCUUGGUCAAGGUUAACAGUUUCUAAAUGAUCGCAAAUUCACUUAAAUAAUACAUUUACAAAGCCAUUUUACAUGCAUUAAACGAGGGCUACAAUAAUAUUACGUUUUACAAAUACUAGCACUUUUUUUUUUUUUUUUUUGCUGUCAUGUACUUAGUGUUAGAGGGUCAAAGUAAUCUUUCUGCUUAGCAUCUCUUAAACCAUACCUGCAACUAUAGCAGGAUUAUUACAUUUACAGUACUUUAAUACUUGUAUAAACUAUGCAGAAAUUUUUAAUAAAGUGUAAUAUAUUUUAUAAGCUAAUAAGACUGAAUGGGUAAAGGUUUUUAGCAUGCGUUAGUAUACUUGCAAAUACUGAAACAUUUUGGUAAUCUUUCUUACUAAAGAUGUGAAUGUUUAAUGUACCUUCUCUGUUUCUACUCUGUAGUCCGAUGGGAAUUCAGUAAUGACAUUUUGUCAUGUCAAACUGUGAACAUAAAUUUGUACUGUACAGUCCUCAUAUACUAUAUACAGUAUGCAAUAUAUGUAUUAUAUACUUGUUAAUAAAACCAUCAGAAUAUUAA